GGCCCUUCACCGCGUGCGCCGAUGGUGGCGACGAAUGGUCGACGGCGCGGCUAACGCGGGCAGCGACGGACGGGCGAUGGUGGGGCUGACGCCAGCGGCAAUGGAUAAGCGACGGCGCAGCUGAUGCGGGCGCGAGCGGCGGCGGACUGACGACGGUGGCGCCGGGAGGACGGAGGACGACGACACGACUGACGCCAGGGGACGGAGUGGUACAGAACGAAGAAAAUUCACACUCUAGUGAUGUAUAUUCCGAAAGUAAUGUGAAUUGGGUGAUAAAUUCUGGAAGCAGUGCGUAUUGGGUGGUAUAUUCUGAAAAUUCUCCCUCUAAACCGCUCAAAUUUCACGAAAUUCGUCAAAGUUCCAAUUUGGAAUUCAACGAAAUUUAUUAAACCUGCUACUAAAUUAAGUCAGACCAUUUUCUCAGUAGCGAAACCACUUCUGUUUGCUCUCCCCCGAUGCCAUCCACCGCCGCCGCCGCCGCCGCCGAGAUGGAGCCGGAGCCCGACCACACCAAACCCUCCACCUCCGCCGCCGCCGCCGGCCACCGCAAGCACCUGGCCAUGCUGGAGCGCCUCUCCAAGCGCGCUGCCGCCCCCGCCCCGUCCCAGGACUCCCCCGUCGCGGCCUUCCUCUCCCGCUUCGCCGCCGCCAAGCUCGCCGCCGAGUCCGCCCUCUCCGCCUGCCGCUCCUCCCCCGACGACGCGCAGCCCUCGCUCUCCGCCGCCGCCGCGGCCAUCGACGACCUCGACCGCCUCGUCGCCGAGGCCUCCCACUCCCUCCCACCCUACGAGCUCCGCUCCGCCCUCGCCGCCGCCUCCGACCUCCGCGCCGCCCACAGGCUCGCCGCCUCCGAUCUCCGCCCCAAGAAGUCCUUCUCCUUCAGGAACAAGAGCAAAGCCCCCAAGAACCCACCGCAAGAUCCUCCUCCCACCUUGCCGCCGCCUCCAGACCAGCCAAACCCCAGCGUCGAGGCGAUCCUGCCAGGACUCGGGUUCCGGGGCCGGAGGGACGCCACAUUGGUGAAGGAUCUGAGGGUCUCCGACGAGAAGGAUGGGGAUUUCACCCUCGCUGAUCUCGUCUCCUGUCAGGUUUACCUCAAGGGCAAAUGCCGGGCGCUGCACGUUCACAAGCUGAAGGAUUGCCGCGUGUUCGUGGGCGCCGUGUUCGGCUCGGUGCUCAUAGAGGACGUCGAGCGCUGCGCAUUCGUGAUGGCGGCGCACCAGAUCAGGAUCCACGAGGCGACAGCGACGGAUUUCUACCUGAGGGUGAGGAGCAGGCCGAUCAUUGAGGAUUGCUGCGGCGUGAGGUUCGCGCCGCAUGCUCUCAAGUAUGAAGGGAUUGGGGAGGAUUUGAGGGAUGCGGGGCUCGAGGAGGAGACCGGUAAUUGGGCGAAUGUUGAUGACUUUAAGUGGCUCAGGGCAGUGCAGUCGCCAAAUUGGUGUUUGGUUCCGGAGGAAGAGCGGUUGCAGACCAUUGACAUUUCAGAUGUUCAGGAACGAGAGUAUGAUAAUUAAGAUGCUUGGGAUGGUUUGCUUUCGGCUCUUAUUAUGGAUUAUUGUUCUGGAUUGGUUAAUUCUUCUUGAUGUUUACUUGGAUUAAGUUUUGGUUUAUUAUGAGUUUAUAGCUUUCAUUGUACCUACAUAUUGAUGCAUUAAGGAUUAGAAGUGUGAAAUGAUUUAGUGUUUAAACAAAGCGGUAGCUCAUGAGUUCAUCUGUAUUUUUGCUGGCCUUACCAUCAAGAGCAAACGCCAUACGCUUUGAUGAGCAAGAGGCAUAUGCUUGACGUUGGGAUUCUACGCCAAGCAUAUGCCGUGAGGGCGUGAGGUACAAUGUGCUGUGGUUCUUUUUGUUCCAGAACAGUUUUUUAUUGCACUAAGGUAAUUUUGGUUCCUGUAAUGUUGGAAAUUUCAGGAUGAAAGAAAAUAAAUAAUAUUCUCCUCUUGGAAUCAAUCUUGGAAAAUUAUCAACUAGCAAAUCCAGUUUUGAUAUGUAAAUCCAUGCUUGUUACUUCUGUCAUUUUUCAUCUUUAAGAAAACUUUUUCGUACAGUUGUUAGAUAUAUAUUGGAAUGUAAAUGAAUUCGUGAAGUUUGAGUUGUUAUAUUCAACUAUACAGUGGAUUCAGAGAGACAGAGAGUGGCUAUCUUUUAGUUUUAUAGUUUAGUAUGGGCUUAGACAAUAUAAUGCUUUUUAAAUUUGUAUUAUAAGUGUGUGCAUUCUCAUGAAGCUCUGUUAUGAAGAUCUUAAAAGAAGGAAGUGAGCAAGUGCUGAGUGCAUUGUAAAGACAUGCCACCAUGAUAUUACAUGGUACAAGAACAUGUCUGAUUUGGCCUUGGCAUUUUCAUAUUCUGAUUAAUCUCACCAAAACAGGACCAAGUUCUGCUAAUUUAUCUGGUCUUGUAACCUAGAGAAUACCAAAAGAGUGAUGGUUGGACUGCAAAUUACAUAAUGUGCAUCAUGGUUGUAAGCACCUUAAGGUCUAUAAAUACCAGUGACUUGUAAAAUAUAGGAUGGGAGUGAUUCUGUGGAUACAGGAGUUUGUCAAGGCAUGCCAGAAAGGGUUAUAUUAUGCCUCACAAGGUAUUAAUUAAGCAUCUGUUCUUUUUUUUUUAACCCAUGUAUGCCAUUUGUUUGAAUGAUCUUCUGAAAGAGCAUUUGGCAGUAGAUGAUUCAGAAAAAAAAAGAUGCUAUACAAUUUCUUGCUGUAAACAUGUUUACUUGCUUCAUGAACCAAGCAUUUGCAUCUUGCAGCUGUGCUGAACUGGUCUAAAUAUGUUUGCAGACAUGUGGUUUGUCAUGAGCUCUUGCUACUCUCUAUCAUUACACUGAUUCUGGAGAGUUAACAUGCUAGUAGUAGUUAUUAGUCAAAUAAACUUCUCAGGAGGAUAUGGGGGCGAUUUAAUCAUAUCUCUGCAUGGUUUGACGAGUAUGGUUGUUGGAAAUGCUUUGAUUCACAGCGAUGACACUUGUGGCAAUUUAUUUCACCAUUCGAUUGCUUUGAUCUGAUGCACGUUUAGGUUUGGAGGAUAUGCACCAAAAUUCUUAAUUCCUCUGGAAUAAACACUAUUCGUGUAUUCGUUUCAUAGGAUUCAAAGGAAAAAAAUUCCAUAGGAAUCUUGUGCCAAUCCUCCAAAAUGUAUUGAUUCCAGAGUUAUCUUCCUUUUCUUUAAUGUCUUUUCUCCUAAACAACUGAGGGCUCAUUCGGAACAUAAGAUAGGAAAAAGUAAGAAUAUGAAAGAAAAUCCAAUGAAAAACAAAUAAAUACAAACUAGAGGAAUAUAAAGGAUAAGAACAAUCAGAGCACAGGAAAAAGUCUCAAAGGAAAUGCACAGUAAUUGAUUUCUUCCCCAUCGUUGCUAUCCACUCAAACUAAUAGUACCACCUUCAUCUCCCCCAAAUCCAACACGAACCGGACGGCAUGAGGUUAGGGAUAUCCUGCUACCCGUAUAAAAAUCCGUUUGUUUGUUUAUUUUUUACAUAGUAGUAUAUAAGAAAAAAAUUAACUAGAAGUGAGAUAAGCGGACUAAAAAAUCCGCUUACCCGUCCCACUUACAUCCCUACAUGAGCUCCAGCGCUCGGGGAAGCGGCAGCGUGGCGAUGGGCUGUGGCGAACUCCGGCGGCGUGAACAGUGGAGCAGCCCGUGGGCAAGGCUGCCGGCUAACACAAACUC
This is a messenger RNA of Oryza sativa Japonica Group (Japanese rice), 3669 nucleotides long. Its product is annotated as tubulin-folding cofactor C. Gene Ontology annotation, molecular function: tubulin binding. Gene Ontology annotation, cellular component: cytoplasm. The record is from RefSeq and is a predicted model, not a curated record. Gene Ontology annotation, biological process: post-chaperonin tubulin folding pathway; tubulin complex assembly. Lineage: Eukaryota; Viridiplantae; Streptophyta; Magnoliopsida; Poales; Poaceae.